UUUUUUUGAAUAAACCAUUAAAAAAAAAAACAAGUUGCACAAUAUAAGAGCCAUUGCAUUCGUACUGUAUAUGAAAUGAAUGUUGAUAGGGUGACUUCCAAGUGUAGCAGUGAUAAGAAAUUUGGAUUUCGCCAACGAUCCCCCUCCUCUCCUGUUCUCUUCUCCCUUUUUUUCCAUUUUGCAAAGUGGCUGACUAACGCUGCUUAAUACAUCCAACAUCAAUUCCCAAACACAAUGUUUGGUUCAGUUGGCCGCCUUAUGGUUAUGGGCACGUGCGGGACAGAGUGGGGAUCGCUGUGUUUACAACAUUCGGGUCUAAAGUACCCCGGGAUCCCGUCUUCCGAUGCGCCCGGAAAGAUCUUUCUCCUUGAUCUAAAACACACUCUGCUGAGGCCGACGGAGCUGCGCAUGCCGAGAAACUUCGACCUGGAGACGUUCAACCCUCACGGCAUCAGCGUCUACACAGACCCAACCGAUGGCACAGUGUACCUCUUUGUUGUGAAUCAUCCUCACCUCAAAAGCCAAGUAGAGUUAUUUAAAUUUGUUGAAGAGGAAUUCUCCCUGUUGCAUCUAAAGACCUUCAAACACAAACUUCUUAAUAGUGUGAAUGAUAUUGUGGCUUUGGGAGUGGAUCGUUUCUAUGCCACCAAUGAUCACUAUUUUUCUCAUAAACUCCUUCAAACGAUUGUGGAGCCUAUCCUGGGUCAACCUUGGUCCAACGUUGUCUACUACAGUGCAGAGACGGUCAAAGUGGUCUCUGGAGGAUAUUACUUUGCAAACGGCAUCAACAUCUCACCGGACAAAAGGUAUAUUUAUGUGGCGGAUCUACUUGACCAUAAUGUGCAUGUGUUGGAGAGGAAAGAAGAUAAUGCAUUGGUCUCCGUGAAGUCUGUGGCCGUGGGUUCACUCUGCGACAACAUUGAAGUUGACCCUAAAACAGGUGACCUGUGGUUAGGCUGCCACCCCAACGGAUGGAAAGUCGUCAAGUAUGACCUCAAAGAUCCACCUGGAUCAGAGGUCAUCUCCAUUCAGAACAUUCAUUCGGACGAGCCCGUGGUGACGCAGGUGUAUGCCGAUGAUGGUCACGUGAUUAUUGGCUCCUCGGUAGCUACGACCUAUGGAGGGAAACUGAUCAUUGGAUCCGUAUUUCAUAAAGCCUUAUGCUGCGAUUUGGAACAGGUGGAGACACAAAUUGAGUAUGAGGAGGAUUUUUUUGAAUCCUCUGAUAAAUAGUUUGUUGGAUCGUUAACAUUACGUUCAUUUUUAGUGGCGGUAAAAGUUUUAUAAGCUGCAGUGGAUCUUUUUUUUUUUAAUUAUUUUAAAAAAAUUUUUAAAGAAGCUCUUUGCCGUGUGAUUGACUGGAAACCAGUCCAGCUCAUCCAAAGUCUGCUGGGAUAGGUCCCAGCUAACCUGCAACCAAAGCGCACAAAUGCAAUAGAAAAUUGAUCGAUGGAAAAAUAGAUGAAUAAGCUACUACAGAAUUGUAUAUUAGAACACUACAAAGGACAUCUUUUGGUCCAAAAUUUGUACUGUAAAACCAAAACGUGCACAAAAAUAAAAGUUUUUCAAAUGAA
This is a messenger RNA of Phyllopteryx taeniolatus (common seadragon), 1574 nucleotides long. Its product is annotated as serum paraoxonase/arylesterase 2-like. The record is from RefSeq and is a predicted model, not a curated record. NCBI's taxonomy places the organism in Eukaryota, Metazoa, Chordata, Actinopteri, Syngnathiformes, Syngnathidae. The transcript is spliced from 7 exons. Bases 235 to 1233 code for a protein of 332 amino acids. Gene Ontology annotation, molecular function: arylesterase activity.